This is a messenger RNA of Pyricularia pennisetigena, 1173 nucleotides long. RefSeq lists its product as uncharacterized. The record is from RefSeq and is a predicted model, not a curated record. Lineage: Eukaryota; Fungi; Ascomycota; Sordariomycetes; Magnaporthales; Pyriculariaceae. Gene Ontology annotation, molecular function: DNA binding; DNA-binding transcription factor activity. Bases 1 to 1173 code for a protein of 390 amino acids. Gene Ontology annotation, cellular component: nuclear chromosome. The transcript is spliced from 3 exons. Gene Ontology annotation, biological process: positive regulation of transcription by RNA polymerase II; meiotic cell cycle.
AUGGAGCAAGUCAAUUUUCAACCUACCAACAUGAAUUCCGAACGCUACAACUCAUCCUCGGCGGCUCCGGCCCCUGAGUUCCACCCACUUGUAAGGCUCGGCAAUCUCAGCCGCAUCGAUGGAACGCCAAUUGAAUUCGAUAUCGUUGGCGUACACACCAAAGGCUUUAAAAACUCCGCGGGGGAAUGGUCCUGUUACAGGCGCAACUAUUUCUCCUGCACCGGUUCAUACACGCUGAAUCCUCCUCAACCGCAAAGCACUACGAUCCAAUUUUUAAAUAUUUCAGAACGGGUGCAUAGCGUAUCGGGAUUCGCCAUCAGCUUUUCGGUCGUAAAGGCCGGCGAAAAGCGGCCGAUACAGUUUGUUCAAUAUACAGCCAAAAGGGACAAAGGCCCGGUUUUAAUCCCCGGAAAAAUCCGCCUGGAACCGAUGCCUGCACAGCCGCAGAUUUCAAACGCCUGGGUUUACAUGGUCCAACACACGUUCGAACGCCUGCAGUUUAAACGCGCCACGCCCAACAAUGGGAACCGACCUGCCCCUCAAAAUUACUACCACCUCGAGAUUGAAUUUUGGGUUGACGUUGGUAACGACCAAGACGAGGAGUGGAUCAAGAUUGGCUACAGACGGUCGGUCAGGUUGAUUGUGCGUGGGCGAUCACCGGGUCAUUACAACAACACGGGCCAAUCCAUGUCUGGGGUACCCGAGGGCCGCAGUGGUUACGGGAGGUGGUACGGCUGUGCCAAUAAAGUCUUCCGGAUUCACACUGGGCGGGGGCGUGAUAUAUUCUUCAAACUACACGGGAUAUGGCAGAUUGUUUUGAUUCCCGGGACAAGUCUUGGGUGUGAUAAGUCGGCCAACCGAGGGGGUGAGCAGUGUCCAGUUGACAUGAUGGAAACCAGGGUAUUGAACAAGGACCGUCCGAUCGCCACAUGUCCUAAGGGAGUUCUGAAUCUCGGCCAAGCUGCUGUACUGGUUUCGCAGAGCAGGACCGAGCUCUCCCUGCAGCCGCUGCAGCAAGCCGCUGAAAGAGUGGUUUUGCUCGUCCUCAAAACGGAAUUCGACAAACCAGAAGAUGGAUCAAGCUGCCGAUCAUGUCUUGCACACCAACAAUUCGCCGGCUCGUCACGACCCGAGGCCAAAUAUUCAAAGCAGACGUCUCCGGUCUGCGUGUAG